AUGUUAUAUAUUUGCAUCGUUGGACUUGUGGGGAAUGGAAUUGUCAUCUACCUUCUCUGUUUCUGCAUUAAAAGGAACCCUUUUACAAUGUGCAUCCUGAACCUGGCUGUUGCUGACUUUGGGGUCCUUCUGAUCCUUAAUCUGAGUGUUAUUUUAAUACUGACCGACAUAGAAAAUGAACAUGGGUUUACAUUUCUUCAGUGGUUUGCCUUAUUCAUGUAUACUGCGAGUCAACUUCUAUUGAUCGCCAUCAGCAUUGACAGGUGUGCCUCUGUCCUCUUCCCCAUCUGGUAUCGAUGCCACCGGCCACGACAACUGUCCACCACAGUGUGUGCCCUGUUGUGGGUUCUCUCCUUCCUGACCUCUGGCAGUACAGCAAUUUUGCAGCAUUUUGGGGCAUCCUGGACAGUUUAUUAUACAUUUACUGCAGGUUCUGUUGUUUUCUUCCCUCUGGUCAUUACCUCCACCAUGAUUCUGUUGUUCAAGGUGUUCUGUAAAGCACAGCCGCGUCAGAGAGGAAGAGUUCUAACCAUUGUGUUAGUUACUCUCCUUUUCUACUUAAUCUUUGCUUUCCCCAUGAAUGCUAUUUACACACUCAAUUAUUUUGCUGACGAUAAACACGUACAUCUAGAAAUGUAUGCCGACUUAUGCGCCUGCCUCAACAGCUGUGUCAACCCGUUGAUCUAUUUCUUGGUUGGGAGGAAGGAGAUGAGUCAACAAAGGCAGACCCUGAAGGUUCUUCUCCAAAGGGCUUUCCAGGAGGAGGAAGCACAGAUAGAGGAACAGAAACCGGGCAACAAAACUACAUCCAUCUGA
Heteronotia binoei (common prickly gecko) is the source of this 816-nucleotide messenger RNA. Its product is annotated as mas-related G-protein coupled receptor member H-like. Gene Ontology annotation, molecular function: G protein-coupled receptor activity. Gene Ontology annotation, cellular component: membrane. The transcript has a single exon. NCBI's taxonomy places the organism in Eukaryota, Metazoa, Chordata, Lepidosauria, Squamata, Gekkonidae. Gene Ontology annotation, biological process: G protein-coupled receptor signaling pathway. Bases 1 to 816 code for a protein of 271 amino acids. The record is from RefSeq and is a predicted model, not a curated record.